Molecule: messenger RNA, 3779 nt
Organism: Oryza sativa Japonica Group (Japanese rice)
Lineage: Eukaryota; Viridiplantae; Streptophyta; Magnoliopsida; Poales; Poaceae
Product: disease resistance protein RGA2
Biological process (GO): defense response to other organism
Molecular function (GO): ATP hydrolysis activity; ADP binding
Source: RefSeq, a predicted model, not a curated record
ACAUAUACAUCUUCGUGCGAUUUAUUUGAGGAAACCCAACGCUUAGGUGGUUGUGAAGCUGCGCGGUCGCCGGGGCAAAGCGAACCACAUGGCCGUACGACGAGCGCCGCUGCCGGUGGGACCGAGGGCCGCCGCCGACGGCAAUCCGGCGCCGCCGGGUGAGUCGAGCAAAGGCCCCGGCCUUGACGGCGAGUUCCGGCAGCUGGUGGACAUCGCCGACGAGGGGGUCAAGCUGGUCAACGACGCCGAGCUGAGGCUGAAGAAGCGGGCGUGCGACAACCCCAAGGACCUCGCCGCGUGGCUCCGGCGGCUCCAGAGCGCCAAGGAGGACCUGGACGACGCGCUCGAUGAAUUCAGAGCUUCCAUGGCGGCGCAGCGGCGGCGGCCGGAACAGGAUCAGGAGAGGAAGAAAUCGAUUCGCCAUUGGUUCUCACGCUCAUCAGCUAACCAUGAGGUUGACAAGAAAAUGAAAAUCACUACUGAAAAGCUGAAUAAGAAAUUCCAUGGGAUCUUACAGAAUGGUCGUGAACUUGGCCUUCAACCAAUCAAAUUGCAAAGACACAGUCGAAUAUCUGAAUUUCCUGGGGAUCUCUCACCCCAGUACACUCUUGUAGGAGAUAUUGAACAAGAAAAGUUGAAGUUGAUCAACAAAUUGACUGGCAGCGAAAGCACCAGUGCUGUCAUUGCAAUCUUUGGGUUGGGUGGAAUUGGCAAGACUAUGUUGGCACGAAAAGUACAUGAUGAUCUCCUCACAGAAAGUGCAUUCAGCACUGUUGUAUGGGUAAAUGGCUCCAAAUCUUUCACUAAAAAGAAAUUGCUACGUGCAAUUCUAAGUUCUUCUGGUGGCAAGCCUGGAGAGGCAAAAAAAAAGAGCAAUGAGCAAAUUGAGGACAUGUUGGUUACAAUACUUGGAGCAAAGAAAUUCUUACUGGUACUUGAUGAUGUAUGGGCUGACCAGAUUCAUCAGGAUUUUCUAAAAGUUAGCUUGCAAGCACAGCAAGGAAGCCGAAUUCUGUUGACUACCCAGGAUGAGGGAGUUCUGAGGCAAAUUGCUUCUGAUGACAUCCACAAAGUAAACAAAUUGAGUUUCCCCGAUUGUUGGUCUCUGCUCUGCAGUAGUGCUUGCCUGGAUGAACAGGAUUGCGACGCAUUAACAGAUAUUGGUAUAACAAUUAUCCAGAAAUGUAACAAGGUUCCAUUGGCUAUCAAAGUUUUGGGUGGUCUCCUAGGAACAAAGAACCCAAGAAGAGAGGAGUGGCAGGAAGUGAUCAGUGAGAGUGAAGGGUGGACUCUUGAGAACGUUCCUGAUGGCAUGGAGGAAAUAUGUCUCCCCAUCUACUUAGCCUAUUACAGUCUGCCAUAUCAUUUGAAAUUAUGUUUUGAUUACUGCUUGCAGCUCCCUGAAGGAUUUGUUAUUAGGCCACAAAUUGUUACUCAGCUAUGGAUAGCAGAGGGCUUUAUUCGAGAACAAGAUAACCGCAACCCUGAAGAUAUCGCAGAACAGUAUUACAAGGAAUUGGUUCUAAGAAAUCUUCUGCAGCCUGAGAUUGGGUGCUUUGACAUGUCGAAAUGCACAGUGCAUGAUUGUGUAAAGUCCUUGCUGCAACCUUCAACUAAAGACAAGAAAUCAACAGAUAGCACCGAAGGGACAAAGUUUUUUAGAAGCUUCAGGACAGCUUUUGUCUACAAGAAUCCAUCAGGAGAUCGCGGCCUCAAUUGGCUCAUAAAUUUGAGAUCUCUCAUAAAUUUGAGAUCUCUUGACCUUACUGGUACUUGCAUUAGGUACAUACCGAAGUCACUAGAACAUCUACAUCACCUUAGGCUCUUAAACCUCUCACUGACACAAGUUUUAGAGCUUCCGGAAUCUAUUGAGAGCCUCAGCAACCUGCAGUUCUUGAUACUUCGGUGUUGCUAUUGGCUCGAAACCCUGCCAGAGGAAAUUAGUAAUCUGGUCAGCUUGCGGAGCCUUGAUUUGGAAGGGACUACACCACAUAUAGUUCUGUCAAGAUUAUCAGCCCUGGAGCAGCUAACUGCACUGCAUGGUUUCAUAGUAGACCACAAUGCGGCAGUACCCGACAAUGAUCAUCAGAACGGAUGGCCUAUGAAAGAGCUGAGUCCUUUGAACUCAUUGCGGAGCCUGCAGAUAAUGGGCAUCGAUAGAGUUCCAGAUGAAUCUAGGGCGCAAGAAGCUAACCUAGCAAGCAAGUCUCACCUCACACAUCUUGAGUUAUGUGGUAGUAGCACCAGUGAUUCACAAGUCUUUGUACCAGAGGAAGAACAAGAUAGAUGGCUCAGUGUGCUUUGCGGUCUCCAACCUCCACAAUGCUUGGAAUAUCUCAAAAUAGCGAGCUAUUAUGGAUCAUCUCUUCCGGAUUGGAUAUUGCAACUUCGAAACCUCCAGCGGCUUGUGCUUACCGAUUGCAAACUCUGUGAUAGCCUCCCAGCAUUGGGGCAGCUACAACAACUGAAGUUCCUCACAAUCAAUGGAUGUCCUAAGUUACGCAUCAUCGAGUGGCGGACUGGUGCUACGACUAAACUGGUAUUUCCAAAGCUAGAGCAGCUGGACCUCAGGGACAUGCAGGCCUUGGAAUCAUUGGAUAGGUUUAAACAUGGUGACCUGCUUUCCCUGACCAAAUUUCACCUAGAGAACAGUCCCAAAUUGAGAUCCCUCCCAUCUGGCCUUGGUUACUGCAAGGUACUGACAAGUAUGAAGAUUGUUGGUGCUGAUAGCCUCCAAGUGAUUGACAACCUUCCUAUGCUCAAGGAAUUGGUUGUCCAAGACUGCAGAGAACUUGUCAUGAUCUCAAAUCUUCCAGUGCUUCAGGUCCUGGUAGUCGUUGACUGCUCCAUGCUGCAAGAUUUGAGGGGAGUUGCAGGCCUAAGGCAUGUCCGCCUCGUGGACAGAGUGACGAAAGAACUUCCAGAUUGGUUGACAGGCCAUGAGGCUCCUCUGCUGCAAACAUUCACCAUAGUCGGCACGACAGAACUACUCAGGAAGUUAGUUCCCAACAGCAAAGGCUGGUCGGCUAUACGUAACAUGGACAGAGUUUAUGCAAAUUUGCCUGAUGGGGCCCCGUUCUUGGCUUACAACAAGGGCAGACCUGAUUUUCAAAUGAUUAAGACAGCGGUUGGCCCUCAGUUGGAAGAUCGUCCUUCUGCAUAUAUUAUCCUCAGAAAGCUUGUCAGGAUGGCCUCACAAACUGGCCUUCUGGAUAGCUUAAAACGGUAUUUCCUCCCUCCACUUGCCAUUGUUCUUGUACUCUUGCUGCUGGCAACCAGAGACUUCACGCUCAUUGGAAUCUUGCUCGCCUUCUUUGCGGCAAUAGCAUGCCUUGCUGGGUUUUAUUAUAUAUAUAUUCAGAAAGCUUCAGGGUGAAUACUUAAACCAUGCAGCUGGACGACCAAUGGAGAUUAUAAGAUAGAGAAUUUUAUGACUGGGAACAUGUACUCUAUAUUCAGGCAAUAAAAUAAGCUUGAUUUGGAGGGACAACUGGUGGCAGAAAUUAUAACAAAAAUAUCAUUUUGAGGUUAAGCAAACCAAAUCUUCUGUAUGAUGGAAUGCUCUUCACAUUAGAUAACCGGCAGGCUUGUUUUUUUUCAUUGGUACGACAGUAUGCAGUUCUGUGUAUUGUAACUGGUAAAAUUUGAUAUACAUCUACUCUGUUUAUGUUCUCCUUGUUCCUGUGGUCUUUGCCUUCUGUUUCUUUUCAUUUCUGUUUUUAUGGGACGUUUAUGUGGUCUUGCUUGUGAGCUGCUGGAACGCAUAAUUGAUUAACUUA